Blepharisma stoltei is the source of this 747-nucleotide messenger RNA. The record is from the annotation of a GenBank genome assembly. Lineage: Eukaryota; Ciliophora; Heterotrichea; Heterotrichida; Blepharismidae.
AUGGAAGCAACAAUUUCCAAAAACCAGCAAAAAAAGCUUAAAAAGAGAGAGCUGUGGCAAUUGAAAAGACAAGAGAAAAAGAAGAAAAAAAUUAGAAAACCGAAGCCCAAAACCCUUUUUAGGCUGAAUAGAGAAGAAUGAGAUAGAAGAAAAGCUGGAAAUGUAAAAGUCAUAAUUGAUUGUGAGUUCAAUGAGUUAUUGACUGAAAGAGAAAAAACAAGCCUGAAGCAGCAAAUUAUGUUUAGUUAUGCUGAAAAUAAAAAAUCAGAAAAUCCUGUAGAUUUGAAAUUGACUGGUGUGGAUGAUUCUAUGGAACAGGAAAUCAAAAAUUUAUCAUCUGGGAACUGGGCUAUUGAUAUUUGUAAGCAAAAUUAUAUUGAUUUAUAUGAGAAAGAAAAGCUGGUUUAUUUAACUGCAGAUGCGACUGAAGAAGUUGAUGAAUUUGAAAAGGAUAAAUUUUAUAUCAUAGGAGGGCUUGUGGAUCAUAACAGACUGAAAAGAAUUACAAUUGAUAAAGCAAACAGCCAAGGCAUAAAGAGUGCAAAACUACCAUUAGGGAGAUUUAAAGAUACAAAAAUCGACUGAAGCAGAGUUUUGGCUGUAAAUCACGUUUUUCAACUAGUGCUGAAAUAUGUGGAAUUCCAAGACUGGCCAACAGCUAUUGAAUGCUCUUUGCCUCCUAGGAAAAAACAAAAAACUGAAGAGGAAGCUGAAGAAAAUAAAAAUGAAGAAGCAAAAACUACAUAA